AUGCCCAAUGUCACCUGGGGCGCAGCGGGUUACGCCAAGCUGAUGGCGGACCUGACAGCUUUCGAAGUCCCGAGGGACUUGCCGAAAGUGAACGUGCUACUCUUCGGGGGCGUCGGAGCCGGCAAAAGCAGCCUCAUAUCCUCGGUCGACAGUCUCUUCAAGGGACGAAUCUCUCGCAGAGCAGCCCACGGACAGGGCACGGGCUCGUACACCCGCAUCCUGAACAAGUUCACCUUCAAGCACACCAGUCCUCAAGACAGGGAGUAUCAGGCCGGUGAGCUGGGGUACAUUCUGGACGGCAAUGUAUCCCACGGCUUUGACCUGUCUCAGCCGAUCCACCCCCAAAGCCGCGAUUUCUUCGCGUACCCUGCCCUGGCAGACAGGGUGCACUGCGUGUGCUUUGUCGUGCCCAGCUGCAGUGCAUCGGACCAAGAAUACACCACCCGCCUCAAACAGAUGAAGAAGUUUGCCAUGGACCGAGGCAUUCCGACACUGGUAUUCCUGACCAAGGUGGACGAAUAUGACCCGGAGAUCAAUACAAGAGGAGUCUCCUCAAUCUUCUCAAGCGCGCGCAUCGCCGCGAUCAUGAGCGAGGUGGCUUCGCUGAGUGGCAGCGGGGGCACAAAGGAUGUGUUCCCAAUGAAGAGUUUCAGCAACGAGUACGAGCCCACGCCUGAUGUUGGAGUCCUCAUCAUGCGCGGCCUGCAGCACGCCCUCUUCGCAGCCCAGGACUAUUUGGAUGACUAUCAAGAGCUACCGGCAUCGGCUGCCGGUCGGACGCCAACCCCAAGAUCUGUCCCUCUGUCACGCCAAGAGCAGCAUGCCACGCAGCAGCAAAUGCCACCGGCACAGGGCAACACAGUUGGUGUUGCUGAGGCGGAGUGUGAGCAGCUCAUUGCUGCCGGCAAGCACCGCAUCUCCCAGGUGGCGGUCAACCCGUAUGCGACUGCGGAGAAGUUAGAGGCUGAGCUGGCAGCAUGGGACGAGGAGUACUACUCCAGCAAGAAGAACACCUGCCCCUCCAAAUGGCAGCUGCGCAGCCGCUUCAUCAACGGCCACUUCGCGCCGCUGCUGCGCGAGUUGCAGGACCGCGAGACUGCCGCAGAAACCGCGGCAAUGGAGGCCGCGGCGCAGCGGCAGCGUGCGGCCGAGGCGGCUGCGCACAAGGAGCGCACACUGCGCGCAAAAGAAAAGGAAGCUGCCGAGAAGCUCGAGCAGGAGGCUGCGGCGGAUGAGCAGCGGGAGCGCGAUGCAGCGGCGGCUGCGGCGCGGGCGCAAAAGGCGGAGGCCGCCGCAAAGCGCGCACGCGAGUCCGAAGCGGCCGCAAAGAAGGCGCUGGAAGCCGAGGCGGCGGCCGGUCGCGCCCGGCAAGCUGAGGCCGAGCGUCAACGACGCGAAGCCGAGGCGGCCGCGCAGCGCGCAGCCGACGCGGCAGCUGCCGCACAGCACACCCGGGACUAUGAGGCGGCGGCUCGCGCCGCACUUGAGGCCCAGGCCAAGGCGAACGCUGCGGAGGUCCAGUGGCAGAAGGCCGCGGCUGCUGCUGCCGCCAAGCGCGCAGCCGAUGCCGAGGCGACCGCCAGCGUGGCGCUCCGGGCGCAGGCCGCAGCGAACAAGGCGCGCGAGGAGGAGGCAGCCGCGCACCGUGCUCGGCAGACAGAUGCAGAGCGGCAGCGGCAGGAUGCCGAGCUGGCAGCCUCACGGGCGCGCGAAGCCGAGGCAAACGCGAUGCGCGCUUUGGAGGCGGAGGUGGCCGCAAGGCGGCUGCGCGAGGCCGAAGCCGCUGCCGAGCAGGCGCGUAUCGCGGAAGCGGCGGCUCAAAAGGUGCGCGAGACAGAGGCGGCAGCGAAGGCCACCCGCGAGGCUGAGGCGGCUGCUGCCAGAGCUCAGCAGGCCGAAGCCCAGCGCCGUCUGGAGGAGCUGGAGCUGCAGGCAGAGCAGCAGAGGGAGGCUGCGAAGAAGCAGCAAGAGGAGAUUGAGCGCGCAGAACUGGAGCGCCAGAAGAGCGCCACAGUGCGCUACUUUGAAGUGGAUGACUGGCAGUGGCUGGUCGAGGAUGACAGCUUGCUUAGCGGCUUCUCUGAACUGCUGGCGGGAGAGGAGCUGCGCGUGGGGCAGUGCAUGGCGUCGCCUGACGGCCGCAGCAGAUUCGCGUUCCAGGAGGACGGCAACCUUGUGGUGUACAAGGAUGGAACCGUGGUUUGGGCCACCAACACCAGCCAUGCGCGGCCCAAGCCAACCAGGCUCACCCUCCAGGAAGAUGGCAAUCUGGUCCUGUACGGAGCAGAGGGCCGGUUUGCGGGCUGGGCCAGCAACACAGAUGGGAAGGGAGACCGCCAGACAAGGCUUGUGCUCCAGAAUGGGGGCACGCUGAUUCUGCGCAACAGCAACGGGCGCACGAUAUGGAGCUCGGGUCCUCAGCUGAAGCUGGCAGAGGGCAUCACCGUGGCUGUGGACCUCAUCAAGAAAUUUCAAUCCUUAAAAAAGUGA
Messenger RNA from Coccomyxa subellipsoidea C-169, 2490 nucleotides. RefSeq lists its product as hypothetical. NCBI's taxonomy places the organism in Eukaryota, Viridiplantae, Chlorophyta, Trebouxiophyceae, Coccomyxaceae. Bases 1 to 2490 code for a protein of 829 amino acids. The transcript has 12 exons. The record is from RefSeq and is a predicted model, not a curated record.